AGAGGUCCCAGGACAAAUGUGCAGCAAGCCCCUGAGCAUGUGCGGAAAUGUUGUCAUCAGCUCCACCUAGAAAGACUUGGUGGAAAUCGAAAGCAGUAAAAGUCACAAGAUCCUAUCCAACUUUCUCUUCCCUGAAUGCCUGGGAAGAAUUCAGGGGCCUCUUGCCUGUGGAUGGAGAACCAACCCCCGGAGUGGGCCUGGGUGUGGAGGAGGGACUGCUCUGCCAGAUGGUUCACUCUCCAGAAUUCAACCUGUUUCCUGACUCCGUGGUGUUUGAAAGCAACUUUGUCCAGGUCAAGAAGGACAGGAACUGGAUCAACAUCUGCAAAGCCUCCUACACCAUGGCCCUCGGGGUGACCUCCUCCGUGCCCUGCCUGCCCCUUCCCAACAUCCUCCUCAUGGCCCGCGUCAAAUGGCACCGGGGGCAGAGCCAGACGUGGAACAGACCAUCGCCAGCGCCAAACAUCAUCCUGAAGAGGAUUCUCCCAUUGAAGUUCGUGGAGCUCCAAGUCUGUGACCAGCUCCAACGCAUCCUGCGGUUGAGGACGGUCACAGAGAAGAUCUACUAUCUAAGACUCCACUCUGACCAUCCUGAGACUGUCUUCCACUUCUGGAUCCGACUAGUUCAGAUUCUGCAGAAGGGCCUGUCCAUCACCACCAAAGACCCUAGGAUUCUUAUCACCCACUGCCUGGUGCCCAAGAGUAGCUGCAGCGUCUCAGGAGACUCUAAGUUAGUACAGAAGAAACAUCAAGCCUCCCAGCCCAGCGAGAGCCUCCUGCAGUUGAUGGCCAAGGGGGAGAGUGAGGCCCUCUCUCUGAUUUUUGCUGACUUACACCAGCACAACCGGUUCAGGAGAAGCAAAAAGACCAAGACCAAAAAAGACAACUCAGAGAAAGAUAAUUCCAGUGAAGACAGCAUUCCGUGCACUCGCGACCUCAGUUGGAGGGAUUCCUUCACCUAUGGAGAGUGGGAAAGGGAGAACCCCUCUGGGCCGCAGCCCCUCUCACUCCUCAGCACGUUGGCAGCCUCCACGAGGCCACAGCUGACUCUAUUCAUAGGAAAUUCUAUUUGAGCCACCCUUUCACACUGGGGAGAAUCGAAGCGGCCCUCACCAACACCGCUCUGCAGCAUUCAACUUCCUGAGGGACUCUGUCUGGAUGGAGAGAAGGAGAAAGCUGCAGCCAAGGAAAAACUAGCAUCACCUCCCGCGGAUAGCAUAGCCUUUCCUUGGAGACCCGUUUGGGAGCUUGGCUUCCAGAUGAAAAGCAUUAUCCAGCACGUAACUGUGACCUCCUCGCCUCCUUUCCACCACCAGGCAGGCACAAGAAGACAUGCUCUCGGAAGGGCCAGGACCACCGAGAGAAAGAGAAAAGGGAGGAAAGGCGAGCAGGAUCAGAGGAGAGGUGGAAGAGAACAAGAUGGAGGUGAAGAGGAAGGUGGGGGGAGAAGUCAGAAAAGACGGGAGAUACGGAGAGGUGGUAAGAGAAGGAAACAGGAGAGACUUGGGAGAGAAGCUGGAGAACAAGAGAAGAAAUAUACCUCUGAGAGAUGCCUCACCAAGCUUCUAUUUACCUAAUUUAAAACUUGAAAGUAAGGCCGUAUAAAAAAAAAAUGUGUUUUCUUCUCUGCUUAGACUAGUAUAAGGGGCCAGAUAUGAAUUCUAGCCAAGGGCCUCUCUCUUUCCCUUUUGGCCAGUUUUUUUUUUUCUUUUUCAUGUUUCUUCAUUUCAAAGAAGUUGGGGUUGUUUUUCCCAUCACCAUUUAUCCCCUCUGUACCCUCUACCACCUCCACCCACCCCUCAGGUUUUCUUGUUAGUCCCCCUUUUCUGAGUUAAGUUUGGGACCUUCUUUCUUAGCCCAUUCCUAACUUGGACUUGCUAGCCGGGCCCUGUUGUCCCAAAUGGAGGCUUGGGUGUGAGACUACACAAGAUUCCUGCAGGAGGUUGUCAGGCAAGAUGUGUGAGAUAGAGGGGAUUUCUCUUGUAUUUAAACUUGCUAACUUGGCUCAUGUCUCAGCCCUACAAACACUGGCUCGAUUUGUUUCAUAUAUGACACCCCCUUGAAAUGUCAACACACCUUGUUAGUGCUCAUUAAAUGAUCAAUUCCAAAGAGAGGACAUACAGGCCCCAAGCACAGGUGAAAUCAGAGGUUCAUAGAUUAUAGACCGAGAGAGUUAUCAAUGAGUGUCUGUCAGAUGGCCCAUGGACCAGCCUCUUUUUAAAAUGGGCAGUAUUUCACCUUCAAUAAAAACCAGGCUAUGAGUAUUUCAGAAAGGCUGCCCACCCUUCCAAUUGGAAAGUGUUUUUGGAGCUCUUGCUUUGAUUCAAGAUUUCCUAGGAGGGUCUUUUUCUUCACUGAAGUGGUUUUCAGACUGAAAUUGUUGGAGGGCUAAAAAGUAAGCUCCUGGACGUAAGCUCCAAGGAAGCGUUAGGUUCUAAUUCUUAGUGAUUUCGAUAGCCACAUAGAUGAUUCUUCCCAUGGUCCCUGUUGUUUGAACUGCUGCCCAAUGGUCUCAUCCUCCACCCUCCUCAGCCACUGACUCCCCUGAUUUUACCCUAGAGUUUGUCAAUAAUCCAUUAUUGCCAUUCUUCAGCUAUACCACCUCCUAUCUUUUCCCCUGAGUCCAAUAUCCUUCCACCCUACCAACCCUGCAAACUAUUGCUCCUUCUGGGUUUUCACUGUCCCUCACUUUCCUCAUGCUCUAGGUGACCCCAUCAUGGAGAUAGUACUAAAGGGAAAGAAGUUGAGGUUGUUCAAUACAGCUAGCGGUUGAUACUGUUGGCAUAAGAAAUGGUCAAACCUGUAGACAAUUUUUAUGAAUUUAUUUGAGCCACUGAUGACAAUUGCCAGGAAGCA
Molecule: messenger RNA, 2856 nt
Organism: Myotis brandtii (Brandt's bat)
Lineage: Eukaryota; Metazoa; Chordata; Mammalia; Chiroptera; Vespertilionidae
Gene: GARIN1B
Product: family with sequence similarity 71, member F1
Exons: 7
Coding region: 48-1073 (341 amino acids)
Cellular component (GO): nucleus
Source: RefSeq, a predicted model, not a curated record